UUGCGAUUUGCGUCCUUUGAUUGAUACUGUUUUAUUAUUUUUCUUAUUUAAAUUAUUUGUAAUAAUGUAAAAAGAAAAUAUUUUUACGUGCUUUUAUACUUUCUCUAGUGUGGCCUACUAUGUGUACCAGCUAGAACAAUCGGUGUGCGGCAUUUCUUACCAAAUUAGUCAGUGACCUAUAGGUUCACGGCUGCCCUAACUUACGCAUUGCCUGAAUUACCCAACUUGGGAUAGAAAUUGCGAGCAUUUUAGGUAUUCCUAUUGUGUUAUUCGUUUUUAAGUUAUUACGUGGGUAUAUCGUCGUGUCAGUGCAACAAAUUGUGGGGCGAGCGUUUCGUUAUGGUUAGGAUAGUCGUUUCCGAGUCAUUGAACCUAUCGGCGUGACACUCUGACUUUGUGAGUCGGAAAUAUGUAAACAUGAACGAUAUAAGCGUGAAGAUAGUGGAAUCUCCGAAGGUGGUUGAAGUAGCGGAGUCUCCCGUGACGGAGCCUGGUGACAACGAUGUGGACCCGCUGGCGAUCGAAGACGACGCGGGCAAGGUGAAAGACUCGCUGUCGGUGGACGACCAGGCGACGAGCUGUGAUGAAAAUGCCAAAGAAGAGAGUCCGAGCGGGAGCCAGAAUGACGAUAGUGAAAAUUUAGCAUUGCAAACAGAAAAGGUCAAGGCGGAAUUACUAAAAGAAGAUUCUAGUUCCAUCAAUAGUGCUCUAGAAGAGUCUGUUGAAGCCAAUCUCUCACCGAGUACAAUCAACAAUGUGGAGACCACUGUCCCUACUCCGGAGCCAGAACCUAGCACUGUGACUGAAGAACCAGAAGCCGAAGCCCCAGCGCUUCCUGACCCUGUAGUUGAAGAACCUGUUCUAGUGCAAGAACCCCCACCAGCCCCAGUGGAAGUCAAAGAGGUUCUUCCACAAAAAGAACCAAGUCCUGCCCCUGAGGUGCCUAUGGAAGCGGAAGUACAGCCCGAGGAGAAACCGACUGAAGUAGAAAUAAAAGAAGUUGCAAAACCGGUGGAAGAAAAUACUCCGGUAGUGGAGAAAGAGGUUAAAGUAGAAAGAGAAGUUAUUGAAGAAAAGGUUGUGAAAGAACAGAAGGAAACUAAGCCUAAAGUUCAACCUGUGAAUGGUGAUAUCUCGAAGGUGUGUAAGGAAGAGCAAGCAACAAAGAGACGCGCCUGUGACGAAGUAGACACAGAGUCCCCCCUCAAGAAACUCUGUCAGGAGGUCGAAAAGACCUUCCCCCAGCAUGACAUUAUGAUCAACGACUACAUACAGAACGCAACCAAAAACAACGUUGACGAAAUCCAAAGACACACCGAACAGCUCCUAGCAGAGAUCCAGACUUUAAGAGAACUAGCCCAGAAGAAAGAACACGAAUGGAACAAUAUUCUGCACCUAAAGAAAGUCAAGGAAGAAAUUCUCUUACGACUUCUAAGACGCAAACAGGUUCUGUCGUUUGAAAAAUCAGCUGAGAUCAACGGCUCCGACCGGACGGAUCCGUUCGACUACUUGAAUCAAGCGAAGAACUUAGCGAUAGACAAAAGCGAUGAGAUCUCUGGUCUGGCGAUAAAGCAGCCCGGGUCUUCAGUCAAUCCGAUGAUCCAGGCGCCAGUGAUGCCCGUGUCGUCGCAUUUCAACCCGUUAUCUGGCCUUCCGCCUCCGUACGAUAAAGCUGCCCAUAUGCAAAUGCCAAAGCCAGUAUUCCAACCCAUGAUGAUGCCAGGCCCAAUGCCAGGGUUCCCUAGAGACAUGAAUGGCCAGCUGCCGACGUCCUUCGGUAUGCCAAUGGGUCGGCAAGGCCCCACGAAGGAUGUGAAGUCAAUAAUAGCGGAUUACAGGCAGAGGAAUCCUGAAGUGACUCCCAGAAGAGGCAGGCGGAUGAAGUCGAUCCUAAACCCUGGAAUGAUGAACGCACCAAGACCAAUUGCGCCGAAAGUGGUGGAUAGUUUAAACAAUAUGAAUAAUUUAAACAAUUUGAAUAUGCUGUUCAACAAUUUGGAUAUGAACCAAAAAGCGAUGUUAGAGCGACUCCAGCAGAUCCAAGCUGGUGGUCUACCGAACAGCAUAUUCAAGGACGCGCUCGUCCAGUUCGCCAACAUGCAGCAAGCGAACGCCGGCCUCAUCCCACCCCGUCCUACCGAGACCAUGACCAACAGACCAGAGCAUCAUGUGAAGGAACGAAGAAGACCUGAGAGGAAUCAUGAGGAGCAUAAGCAGCCGGAACGAAUGCCUUCCACCAGUCCAAGGUUACCACCGCCACCACCGUACCCUGAGAUAUCUCUUCUGCCAGUCACCACGAGUCAAGAGACGCAAUCGUCACAGCAGAAUUCUCUAUUGCACGGUAUCUUGACUAAGCCGGCGCCAAGUCAGAGUUUCUCGCCGACGUUGGCUAAACUGCUCACGUCCCCGGAGCGGAAACAGAGCGCCUCUGCGCCCCAGUUGCCAUCUUUCGGUCAGGCCAAGAACUGCGGCGAGAUCACCAUCACGCCGGUCCAGCCUGCGCCGGCGCCGGAGCCCCAGCCGGAGAAGACUGAAGAGGUUGUGCAGCUGGAUGACGAGGAGAGCCCAGCGGCGUCGGAGGGGUCGGCGUCGGGCUCCCCCGGCGGGUCGACCGGCCGCCUGGUGAUCGACGAGGGCGGCGCCGACGCGGGCGACGCGCCGCUGUGCCAGGGCUGCCGGCGCCGCGACGCGCAGUUCGUGUGCGCCGGCUGCGCCAACCAGUGGUACUGCAGCCGCGACUGCCAGGUAGCAGCAUGGGACGAUCACUCGGAGAUGUGUUCCGGGUAACGCCGUUAGAGUGAGUGCGACAACGCGCCUCGAUAAACAUAAUCUAAGUGGUCUAAGGACGUCUGCUCGUCCUAGGACGGCCACGUUGUAUCAUUUGCCUUAUAGUAUAUAACUUGUUGGUUCAAGGUGAAUCUCUUUGUGAAGUUGUGGGUUACUGCUUGUUGCAGCUCUUUUAAGUUACAUACAUAAAAUAAUAAAAUAAAAUAUUCUUUAUUUCACAAAUUUUUAGUUACAUCGCGGCCGAGACCUCCCAUUAAGUAAUCCUAGGAUACUUGUGGCGGGAAUGUCUCGCAAUGCCCAAGGGGUAGGUACAGUUUGUGAGUUAAGUAAUAACAAAUAUGACUUCUAUAAAGAAAACACAUAAUUAAGUAGGUGUAAUCUAAAGAUUUUCAGAGUAAAAUAAAACUAAAUAUUAUUUUUUUGCCCAUAGCACUAUGAGUGACAUAUAUAGUCAUACACAUAUAUAUACACAUGCAUACAUACAUACAUACAUGGUACAACAAAACAAGUUAUACUCAAUCCUAUUUUCUUCGAUCGUGUGGGUUGUGAGGUGAAUUACCAACCUCAUCAACCCUGGUGUCAGGGCUAUUAUUGAGCCGCCAAAGGCUUCUGACAUGGCUCAUGUAACGACUACUCACUUACAUCAGUAAGUAGUAACCGGGACCAACGGGCUAACAUUCCGAAGCAUGGAUCAUUUUACAAAACUAGGAACACAUAGUAAUUUUUGUGAUAUGUCCCCACCGGGAUUAAAACCCGGGACCUCCGGAUCGUGAGCCCAAUGCUCAACCACUGGAUCACGGAGGCUCAAUCAUAUGAAAAGCCGCCGUUGCUAGCCGUCUGAUGACGUAAGUGUUGACAUGAGUGUAACCAUUAAAUUGGUAUCUCCAACAUUCCAAGGACUUAAAUUUUAUUAUUGAAAAUUAAACGAAUUACUGACUGGCGUACUUAAUUACUAAGUAAAUCUUUUACUGAAAGUUCAAAAGUGGCUUGCAAAGUAAAUUAAAAACAUUAGUCGUGGGUAAUUUUUAAAUAAAAAUGGCAACUGAGGGUGAGAUGACGUCCGCGGCUAACCUUGAAAUGUUAGCUGUCACUUUUGAGCAUACCUAGUUUUAUUAUACCAUGCAUACAUACAUAAGUUGACGACUAUAGUCGUAUGUAGUCAAAGGUACAGUCAUGAGCAAUAUAAUGUACCCGCUUUAGGACUCUGUCGCAUUAACAUAUUUGACAUUUUGUGAGACUUACAGUUCAAUUUGUCAAAAAAGUUAAUGUGACAUGGUACCAAAUUGUAUACAUAUUAAUGCUCGUGACCGUCCAUCUAUCGCAAGAUGAACUAAGUACCACGCCCCAAGCAUUCUGUUAGACCAACGUGAUAGUGAACCGUAUCGCCGAGUAUAAUGGUUGAGCCAACUGUGUUAGUGAAAACUGCACUUAAGAUACAUUAAUAACUCAUUGGCGCUCCCUGUUUGAGAAACAAGCCGGACCACAGAGGCAGUUUUAAGAUAUAAAAAUGAUGUUAUAACUUCAGAUGAGCUCGGUGGCGCAGCGGUAAACGCGCUCGGUCUGCGAUUGUUGAAGUUAAGCAACUUUCGCAAAGGCCGUUCAUAGGAUGGGUGACCACAAAAAAGUUUUCAUCUCGAGCUCCUCGGUGCGUCGGAAGGCACGUUAAGCCGUUGGUCUGUACGAUAAGCUGAAAAAGUACAAUCAGUUUCUUUCAAACUAAUAAAUUAACUGGUUGCACGACCUCCUGGUUACAUGUCGUUUCUGUAAUAGACCAAAAACACCUACAAAAACGUAACUAUUAUAAUUAUGACAACUAAUGGUUCAUAAUUUCACCACUGUUUACAAAUAAUUCGCUGGGCUCAGUGACUGAACUUUUGUUCUUUGAUUGUACAUAGUCGAUCGAUUUCGAUCUAUCGUUAAAAAGUGACUGCAUCAAGCAACCCACACUGUAUAGUUCACCAUUAUAGCGUGCUGUGUCAUACUGCCUUUCUCAUUGGAUUUGGUUAGGCUAUUUCUAUUCCUAGAUUAGUAUAGGCGUGGGCAAACUAUACUAGAGGACUGUCGAUCGCCAUAUUGCGGCGUGUAACUCGGAAAGAAUAAAAUAAAUAAGGGGAAAUCGAUAAGGAGGGAGGGGUAAGGGAAUUAUUCAUUUGAAUAAAUUAUCUUGAUUAACAAUUGUAUUAGAAGUCGAUGUCGCUUUUCUUCCAGUGGGAUAUAAGUUGCAUUCAUUCAACCGCUAGGACCGCUAACGUCUACGGUAAAAGAAAAUAACAUUUUCUAAGUUCUUUUUUUACCUCUCCUCUGUGCUUCUGUGGUCCAGUGGUUAAGCAUUGGGCUCCGGAAGUCCCGGGUUCGAGUCCCGGUGAGGACAUAUCACAAAAAUCACCCUGUGAUCCCUAGUUUGGUUAGGAUAUUACAGGCUGAUCACCUGAUUGUCCGAAAGUAAGAUGAUCCGUGCUUCGGAAGGCUUGUUAAGUCGUUGGUCCCGGUUACUACUUACUGAUGUAAGUUAAUAGGACCUCCGGAUCGUGAGCCCAGCGCGUGUACCAUGGACCACGGAGGCUAUUAAAACAACUAAAUAACGGUUUACGCCAUCUAUUGGCGAUUGUCAGUCCUAGGUAUAGUUCGUCUAUGUAUAAGUUAUAAUUGCAACUACUGCAUUACAUUGGCAACCGUUGAACCUAUAAGUCUUGUAUGUUACUGUAACUGGGAUGAUUUGAUCUGAUACUUUAUUUGAUCGUAAUGAAGCUUAAACAAUUUAAAGUAUUAUAUGAGACUGCACAAUAUCGUCUUGUAGAGAAAACCGCGUAAGCGUCUUUAUGAAAACAUUGUGAUGUGUUUUUUUUUUAAAUAACCUCGAUUAGAAAGAAAGAAACAUUUAUUAUUUAGGACACCACAGACACAGAUUACAUAUUUAUACAUUGUAAUGACAUCAUAUCAAAGGACAAAUAACGCACACACGAAAUAUUUUAUAUAUCAUCAUCAUCAGCCCAUUAACGUCCCCACUGCUGGGGCACGGGCCUUCCCUAUGGAUGGAUAGGGAGAUCGGGCCUUAAACCAUCACGCGGGCCCAGUGCGGAUUGAUGGUUAUUAACGACUGCUAAUGCAGCCGGGACCAACGGCUUAACGUGCCUUCCGAAGCACGGAGGAGUUCGAGAUGAAAACUUUUUUUUUGUGGUCACCCAUCCUACGACCGCCCACUUCAACAAUCGCAGACCGAGUGCGUUAACCGCUGCGCCACCGAGCUCCUCAAUUGAUUUUAUAUAUAGAAACAUGGAAAACGAACACAGAAACUUAUACCUAAAUUAAAUGUGACGUCAUGUCGGCUUACCCAUGUGUAGGGGAUGGUGUCCCGUAUAAAAGGUCCUCACUCAGCUUAUGCCGCGGCGUGAGUCGCGAUUAACGAUUACUUUCAAUUAUUUUAUUGAAAUUAAUUUAAUAAAAAUUGAGCCCACAAUUUUUGGAACUAGCUCGUCUAUUCACAUCCGAAUGUGAUUAUUGAAAAAAGCGCUUACGUGGUUUUGCUAUAUGUACGAUAAUGUUUAUAACCGUCAAUGCGGCCUGGAUAGUGCAAAAAAUGAUUUUCACGGAUAUUUUUUUCAUUCUGAUACUUCGAUCCGUACCAAACAGCAUCAGUAAAGACUGCUUAAGUUAAUCUACGGGGUUCUAUAGAGCGCUCAAUCAAGCUAAAAGUAAUGAAUUUGCCAUAUAAAAAAACCGACUUCGAGAAAAGGUUAUUUGAUUUAAUCGCUCAGAGGCACACAAAAUCGCACGCACUUUACCCAUUAUUUGGUCAAAAGUGAUGUUGUAUACUUUUAAUUUAAUAAUUAUUUUAAUUAUUGUUCGAAAAUAUUGUCUGAAGAAUUACAGUGAUGCCACUUUAUCACAAAAUGAUGACUGAAAGUAUUUUCGCUUUAUUUUAAGGUUUAAAAUAUAGUACCCGCCAUGCUAUAACAAAACCAGGUAUGUUCAAUCCUAUGAAAAGCCGCCAUUGCUAGCCGUUUGAUGACGUAAGUGAUACAAUGAGUGUUACCAUUAAAUUGGUAUGUCCAACAUUCCAAGGACUUAAAUUCUAUUUUUGAAAAUUAAGUGAAUAACUGACUAAUGUAUUUAAAUAUUAUUAUUUGUCACAUAUACAAAAAUCGUUAAAACUGUACAUAAAUCUUUUACUAAAAGUACAAAAUUUCUUUGCAAAGUAAUCUAUUUAUUACGAAAUGGCAACACAGGAUCGGAUAACGUCAACUGGGCUGACCUUGAAAUGCUAGCUGUCAGUUUUGAGCGUACCUGGUCUUUUUAUGCCAUGAUUAUAUGUAGGAUCUGCAAAACUAGCGCUGCUCUAGAGCUUCUCUUGUAGAUUAUAUCUUAAACCUGGUAUUUAAAAAUGAAACUAAAAAAGUCUUUAAUCGUUUUGUGAUAAGGUGGUUAGUGUAUGAAGUAUGUAGGUAUAUUGUGUGUAUGAGUCUUAGGAUGCGUUCCUAUGUUCCUAAAUUUAAAAGUCAAAUUGUGAAAAGUAAAGAUUGGGAAAAGAAAAAUAACAUAAUAAUGAUUGUUGGAACGCUUAUUGGCAAGUUUAGCAAGUGCAUUGAUGCACAUAGAGGCGGAGCGAGAAGUUAUCACGUUUCAUAUAAAUGUCUCAUUCUUACCGUAAGUGCGAAUGAGACAGACGGUCCGUGCUCUGUCCCCCUCACUCCUUAGCGGGUAACGGCCAUUUAAGACUAAAUUAAGACCCAGAGGGGGUGAGGUCGGCGCCUAUACGAAUUGGUGCGGGGCGGAGAAUUAUCAGGGGGGUUAAAAAGGCCACAUCGAAGCAAUUGGGUCGUGUACUAGGUUCAAGAUAAUUUAUGAAAGUCUGAUUACUAAAUAAAGAUAGCUCUCAAAGUAAUGAAAAACGUUAUAAUAAGUCCGACAUUUUAUCACGUUUUUCUAUGACGUCACAAUGUGUUUUUCCAUACAAAUUCCAUAGUAAUUUCGUGUUUUGACGUUUACUAAAAAGUAACUGAUUUGACUAGUUGGAAACUAGCCUAUCUAUCUAAUAAAGCAAUUAUUGCUAUUUGACAUUUUGUUUGCAUUGCGCACUUUUAAUGUCAAAUUGCAAUAUUGCUUUUGUAGAUGAAUUGAUCCGAUGUGGCCUUAAUAACCCCCCUGGUUUUCUUCAUAAGUAUCAUAUAUCCCAAUCGAUUUUUACCUUUCAAGGUCAAGGUUCACAAAAAGCAACACGGAUCUAAACGAAACUCAAUACUUUUAUUAAUAAUGGUUGUGUCGUUUUCUUUAUUCCGUAUAGAGUGCGUUCGAAAACUGGAUUAUUAAUGCUUAUGAUAUGACUGAGCUGCAACGAAAGCAGUAAACCUGAAGAUGCUGACCCCGCCGGCGUGGUCGACGGUUCUCAUUCAACGCUUGUCGCUAACGGCCCGCUAGCGUGGAUUAAUUCGUACAAGUACAUACAGUAGCCAUACAAGUAGGUAGGUAGGUAGGUAGGACGAAAAAUUCCACUUGAUAUUAACUCAGAAUCAUGGUCUGAAUCAUCCCUCUGAGUGUUUGUUACGAUGUCACUAACACCAUUUUCUACGAACUAUAUAUUCAUGAACACAUUUCCAGUUUUCGAACAAACUCUUUUGUUUCUGUGAACCAUCUACUAAAAAUAUUAGUUUCUAUUUUUAACAAAAACCCCUUUACAAAAAGUGAUUUUAAAACUGAAUAUUAGACUGAUAACAAUGAUACUGAAAAAUGUAUAAAACAUACGUUUUGUUUUUCUUUACAACGAUUUAUUUAAUAUAGUGACAUUUUGAAUAUUAGGAAGGUUAAAGAUCUCUAUAGAAAGAAAUUGAAGGAAUAAAAACUGUAUGGAAAUUACAAAAAAAAAAAAAAAAAAAUUGGACUGUACACUUGUUAGAAACAGUGACUCGUUUUGGAUUCAUUCAGGUGCAUUAGACAUACAUAUAGCUUUGUAAUGAAGAACUUUCCAGGCUACGUUCCCCAAAAUUAACACAGAUGGCGCUGUCCAGAUAUAACGUGGUAAUUACCUAUUUUCUCAUCACUCGGGUAAAUAAUUAUUCAAAAAUGCACAAUGUAACGGCAGAAGCAUAUAUAUCCUUCAAACGGUUCAAACUUUGUAACGGGAGAGGGCGUGCGUAACCGAAAAGAUGUUUGGGAUGUAUAAAGGAAAUAAAGCACUAAUUAUUCAAUAAUUAUUUAUUUAUUUAUUUGUACUUACAUAUAUUAUCAUUGUCCUUAAAGUAUAAUUUGUCAAAAAAAGUUAUAAAAAUUAUGAAAAAAAAAAAAAACAAUUAGUAAACUAUUUAAAAUUGGCGUGUGAUGUCUUCAAGGAUCCCGCUAUGUAUAAUAAUCCGAAAAGUGCUUGAAAAAUGUAAAUGUAAUAGGUAAUAAUAAUAAUAUGAACGAAAAUGUACUAAGCGCGGUCGAUUCGACUACGCGCGCCCGCUUGAAGGAUAUAAAAAAAAGGUGGAAGAUGUAUUUGUGCCUGGGUGUGACAAAAACGGUCAUAUCAAAGGUAAAAGAUGCAUAUAUCCGUUAUCCAUGAAAUUAGAAGGAGAAAUGAACAAAAAAUAUUACAGCGCCAUCUCUAUAUUUUUUGGGGAACCCAGCCUGGAAAUAACCUCAUUAAAAAAGUAUUUUAAAAUUUCGAAUUCCAUUAAAUUUCUUCAAAACACAAUGCUAGUGCCCAUUAUAGAUUCAUUCCUACGUGUUUAUAUAACAUUGUACUGUAAGUAUGGUAUAGUAGAAAGCAAAUUGUUAGGUGUAUCAAUAUUUAUGAAUGGCUGGAUGACAGUUCUGAAUUAAGCCUCGCGUCGAAACAAAAGUAAUUGUUAUGCGUUACGCAAAUAUUGAGACAAACUUGACAUAAUAUACUAGAUGAUAACACUAAGAUUUUAUGGUGACUUUGACGUGAUUUAAAAAUUUGUAUGUUCUCACUGUAAACGUUCCUUCGUUUUAGUUAUUUAAAUCUGGGGGGUUAAAAUGGCCACAUCGAAGCAAUUCAUCUAAGAAAGCAAUAUUGCUAUUUGACAUUUGUUUGCAUUGCGCACUUACUUUUAUAUGCACAAAUGUCAAAUUGCAAUAUUGCUAUCUUAGACGAAUUGCUUCGAUGUGGCUAUUUUAACCUCUCAGUUGUCAAAACAUAGCGACAAUAGUGCCUAAUACAAUGCGAUUUCAUUCUUAUUUUCGCAGCGUUAUGUGCCUUUAUAAAUUGUAAGUUGAUUCACCAUACAAAGCAUUGCGCCUGUAUCCCCGAAGGGGUAGGCAGAGGUGGUAUAUACAGCCAGUUCUCGCCAGCUAUUACGAUCCAAACACACAAUACCGCGGCCUAAUUCAGAACAAAGUGUAUAAAACGCAUCUACGAAAUAAGUUAGCGAAUAAACACAUAAAUAAUUAUGUAAUUACCUAAAGUAUCUUCGACAGUGUGUAAAUGAAGAAAUAUUGUAUUAUUAUUGCAGUUAAUCAUAUUGAAAUCAAAUUAUUUUUCAUAAUAAGAAUAAUCAAUUGUAAGUAGAUAUAUUUUGACUGUGCUGAGUAAUGGUGACUUGGGCAAGUCUUUGUGAAAGAAUAUAAAUAUGUCCCAGAAUUUCUGACUAUAAAAGCAUAUAGAUCCUAGCGGGUGCAGACCAAGAGCUAAGCUAAGUUAGCUUGCAUAGUUGUCUCAGUUACCCAUAGUUUCUUGCGAACUGUAAACCAUGCAAGCACUAUGGGAAAAUGGGUAGUUUCCUUGGUCAAAAAUAAAUUGUCGUUUCUGUAAUAGACCAAAAACACCUACAAAAAUAUACAUUUUAUAAUUAUGACAACUAAUGGUUAUGAACCAUUUGCUCUUUGACUAUUUCAUCACUGUUUACAAAUAAUUCGCUGAGCUCAGUGACUGAACUUUUGCUCUUUGACUGUACAUAGUUAAUACCAUACGCGGCUAAUCUACAAUAAAUCGCGUCAAAAAAAAACAUAGAAAUUCCUUAGUAAUUUCUUGUGUCGACGUUCAGUAAGAAGUAACUGCUAAGUGGAAACUACCUAACUUAGCCUAAGUUUAGCUUAGCUGUUGGUCAGCAACUGGAAUGAAGCUGGACGCCUUUUGUCGCGGGCGCACAAUCUGUACACGUCGAUACAAGGGUUAAAAAGGCCACAUUGUUGCUAUUAAUUUAAUAAAAAAGCACAAGCUCACGACUAUAUCCCAAUUGGGGUAGUCAGAGAUGAAUUAAGUAUCCUCACUACACCGAGCUUUUUGUUAGACCAACGUGGUAGUGAGCCGUAUCGUCGUCGAUAAUGGUCGAACCAACUGUGUUAGUGAGAACUGCAGUUAAAAUAAAUUAAUAACCGAUUGGUGCAAGUCUGGUACCUGGCUUCGAACCGGCACUCGCUGAUUGAGAAACGUGCCGGUAUACCACAGUGACAAUACAGUGUCUUCUCAACUAUUGUACUACACUGUUUUGGGAAUAAAGUAAUUCUAUUCUAUUCUAUUCAAUAUUACUAUUUGACAUUGCUCACUUGCUUUUAUAUGUGCUAAUGUCAAAUAGUUAUAUUGCUUUUUUAGAUGAAUUGCUUCAAUUUGGCCUUUUUAAGCCCCCUAAUCACGUCACUGACACGCCCGUUUCAAAUUCCGUUUAAUGUAUUUUGUUAAUGGUCAAGAGAAAAUUCAUUUAUUUUUACAUUCGUAUUUGUAACUUCCGACGAUCUUAGCUAUAGCUGUAUGGCUUUUUAUUUCACCCCCGAAACAAUGUAUAACAUAGAUAAGUAUAUUAAAUAUUAUAAUAUAGUUUUUGGGGUAAAUAUAUACCUUUAUAUAUACCUGUUUUAUCUGAAUAUGUUUUCUAUUCCCGAUUGAUUUUUAAUGCGUAUUAUUUAAAACUUGUCCCACGGGCUAUAGCUAGGUCGUCGUAUCAAAACGCUGUUAAAAUAUAACUUUUGUCAAAUAAAUUAUUUUAUUUUAAACGAAAUUGGUAUAAGCAUGCUAAAUCGGACAACAUUUCUUACAAUUGGCCAAUCACAAUCACCGUUUAUAACGAGUGUUGGCAAUGUAAUGAUUUAAAUUGACAGAUGGUAUAUUUUAAUGGCAAUCACUAUAGUAGUAUUAUAUUUUUGAUGUGUUUAUUUUCCUACCCUCGCUACCGUGCCAAAACUGCAAAGUUUGUUCAUAGUAAAUCGUCUCACUUUUGUGAUGGCAAGGGAUCAAAAUGUUAGCUUUUGGAUAUCUUGGGGUUUUUCAUGGAAACAAAGAAUAUCCUGUGUUGACAGUAAAAAAUAAAAUUGCUUAAGUAUACAACGCCUUCAUAUAAUAAUUAAAAAUUUACCCACAAAAAAAUUGUGCUCAUAACCGUGAAUAGGUGGAUCUUCGAACAACGGAUAUCCUUACCGUAAAAAUAUCCUAGGAUAAAAUUGCAAAUAUCCAGUUACAUAAGUCCUAAAUGGAUAUUUGCAAAAAGAUAAAGGAUUUUAGAAUAUUUUUGCGUUUACGAUAAUGAUGCUGACUUUCGGUGAUAAAAACCAUUACAUUUGCUAUUUUGCCAAUAUUGGCUGUAAAUUGGCUUAUAGGUACAUAUUAUGUAUGUACGAGUAUAUACGUAUACAAGUGUCCCAAGAUAUCCGUGGGCCAUCAGGCCACACCACAACUGCAGCUGAAGUGUCUGGAGCGCUAGUCACGAGUUUUGUUACCUAUAUACCUGUUUAUGUAUUUUUUAACUUAUAUGAUGUUGUAUAAGAUUGUAUUAAAGCAGUACUGUCUGAAACC
Messenger RNA from Pectinophora gossypiella (pink bollworm), 12511 nucleotides. Its product is annotated as titin-like. The record is from RefSeq and is a predicted model, not a curated record. The transcript is spliced from 9 exons. Bases 418 to 2787 code for a protein of 789 amino acids. NCBI's taxonomy places the organism in Eukaryota, Metazoa, Arthropoda, Insecta, Lepidoptera, Gelechiidae.